AUGGAUUCUAUAGCGUUUAGUAUCAAAUCAGAUGAUCACAAUACGCAACAAUUCGUGUUAGAUCCACCGAUGAUAGAUUUGCUGGAUUCGCCGACGAUGGAUUCUCCGAACGGGUCGACGCCAACAUCGACGAUGCAGUACCCUCUCGUCUUGGAUGCUUUCUUUCCCGCUCACUUGACAGCAAUUCAGAAUGGAAUGGCACUACUGAUGGUCCCGGUUCGGCUGCAGCUGUGCUACGUACUCUUUCGAGAAGCAAGUCUAUUGCAAGGUUAUGUGUUUUCCGAUUUUCUCAAAGCGAAAAGUUUGGUGAAUGCUGUCGAUGGAUUUCUGCAAUUCGUUUUCGUCUCGCUCUGGAUGGUAUAUUUCUUUGGCCUCUUCAUCCCAUUCGUCGUGCUUCCUAGUUUCUUGUACGGAAUUUCCUUUUUGCCGCUUUGCCAACUCCUGGGAAUCGUGUCAACCUCCAACUUGGAAAUUCUGGAGUUCGCUGGACAAACUUGUUUUGAACAACUGUUUGUUAACUGGAUGCCAUUCAUCGAAACCGCAAUCAACUCGGUUCUUUGCAGUAUCAUCGUUGUGCAAUAUAUCCGAUUCAAGUCCACGGAUCCGGAUGAUUACUUUGAACCUCUUACCAAGGCGGCGCAAGUUUGGUGGUCAGUGAGAUGUCUGUGGAUUUUCUUGAUUCAUAUAAUUAAUGCCAUAUUGUUCUUCGUUAUCCGGUACUUUAAGAACCAAUGGAUCAUUUAUGCCAUCAGCUACCACAUCACCGUCAUCUCUCCAAUGCUAGACUUGCUAGUUUAUGACCUCCUUCUGUAUCUAGGACAGACUAUGAAGGAAGAUAUUUGGGUUGUGAAGAAAAUUAUUGCCGAUCUCAUAGAAGCAGCAGAAACACUGAAGGAAAAAGCGAUGUCAAAGCAUCGAGCAUCAGUCACUCCAAUUGUUGAGAUUGAAAUGGAAAAUCGUGCCCCGGACACUGAAAAUGCUCGAACCACUGAGCCUGUCCCGGCCACAGCAUAA
Messenger RNA from Caenorhabditis briggsae, 1014 nucleotides. The record is from RefSeq and is a predicted model, not a curated record. The coding region runs from base 1 to 1014 and encodes 337 amino acids. Lineage: Eukaryota; Metazoa; Nematoda; Chromadorea; Rhabditida; Rhabditidae. The transcript has 7 exons.